Symsagittifera roscoffensis is the source of this 2741-nucleotide messenger RNA. RefSeq lists its product as uncharacterized. The record is from RefSeq and is a predicted model, not a curated record. The transcript has 3 exons. NCBI's taxonomy places the organism in Eukaryota, Metazoa, Xenacoelomorpha, Acoela, Convolutidae. The coding region runs from base 1535 to 2671 and encodes 378 amino acids. Gene Ontology annotation, molecular function: hexosyltransferase activity. Gene Ontology annotation, biological process: glycosphingolipid biosynthetic process.
UUCCAAAUUUUUUUGGGCAAUUUUUUUUAGGAAAGCGAGUUACCAGGGUUGGUGGGUGCUCUAGCCUUGUAUCUGAAUAGCAAAAACUGUUUUCCGCAGCAUCUUAAUAUUGUACGCAAUAGCUUUUUUUACUUUUAUUCGCCUCAGUUUUAUUGAUUAUUUUUCCACUCUGAAUGUAAUUUUUAAGCUUUGAUAUUGUAAAUUUUUGCGUUCACCAUUCUUUGGAAAAACUAGUUUAUGAUUUCGUAUCAAUCAAACUAUUUUCAAAUGGUUAUAAACAUGUCUCAAGUACCUAUUGAGCCAUCUCCCACAUUUCCUGACUAUUUCUACGGAUGCUCCGCCAAAACUUCUCUAAUGACUCCCACUUUCGUUUUCUAUUUUUGCGUUUAUGUGUCCCAAGCUAUCGAAGAUUACUAAGAGGUCAUCCCAGAAUUCUUCAAAAAAGUUUUUGAAACUUUUACCUUAAGUGAAUUUCUGAUAGAAUAUACGGUUUAAUUCCAGAUUGUUUCCAAUGAAAAAUUUGAGCUUUAUUUUUUUAAUCAAAACUGAGAGCUAUUUUUUUGUAAUGCUCUAUUAUAAAAUUUACUGGAGACUGUGGACUGAAGUCACUGGUAUCAAAAAAAGUUCAUAACGGAGGGUGAACAAAGCAACAUAAAACGUAAAAGAAGCUUUUCACGAAGAAAACAUCAUCUCAGUUUUUGAGUGAAAUUUAUCUUUCAGUAUAUGUCAUCUAACGAACUGCUUAACCAUUAGAUUUUUCCUCAUGCGCACAAUUAAGAUUUCUUGGCGGAAAAGUCCAGCUGCUAAGGCGGAUGACACUUUCUCUCGCAAUUGUAAACAAUUUGGAAGCUGAAAUUCCAACUGAAAACUUUUUCAUCCAUUUUUUUCACUUUGUCAAUAUUUUUGGCGAGAUAAUGGUGCUUCAAAAAAAUCUGCUCAAGGUUUUGGUCAAAUCUGUGAGAAAGACUGUUUCGUCAUUAGAGCGAAUUUGUUUGCAGGAUUAUAUUCAUCAACUCAUCAAAGCAACUCCUCGAAACUUAAAAAAUAAUAUAAAUAAAAAUUUGUAUCUGUAUUAAUAUAACUAAGCCAACUAAAUUGGUUCCCAGUUAUACAAUUGAUGUUCGUUAUAUUUGGAAAGGGCUUGAAAUCAUUAUCUAACGCUACCGACGUACUAUAUGAACCCUAGAACCCAGUUUGCGAAAAGUAAAAAAGCAAGGCGCAAAGUAAAAUAUUAAAAAUGAAAAAAGUUUCUUGAAAACCACAUUUUUUCAGAAUUUCCGCUAACUUUUCAAAAAUUAUGAGCUUGGUAAAAUCGACGUUCAAAUCAACAAAUAAUUGGGUAUAAUUGAACAUAUUCACAGGAGCUAUUGUUUCAACGCUGAUUUAAUUACCUUUUACUUUGUUUAUAUAUUCAUUUAUUUAAAAUGUCUAUUGGAAAUGUAUUCAAAUCUUGAAAAUUGACAUCGUUCUUACCAAUUCUAAUACUUAAAACAAAUAUAGAAAUUGAUUAAUUUAUUGGAAAACAAAUAUAAAAAUGCUUUCAAUUAAAGUAGACCAUUUGAAAUUGAAACCAGUAAAAAUGAAACUGUUUCAGCGGUUAUACGUUACCUGUUCAUUGAUCACACUGUUUAUGAUCAUGGUUACCUUAAACUACCAAUCUUUACCUAUGGUCCUACACUCUGCCAGUUUCGAAGGAAAGCUUAUAUCCGAGGAUAUAGACACCCAAAACUGUACUCAUAGUUUGGAGUCUAAUCACGAUGAGACGGUGUGUCCGGAUGAUUGGACUUUGAGUAAAAACAUUUGGAUGAUGGAGCUGAACAGUAGCCAGACGACUUUAUCAGCCCAAAACUUGUGUAUUAUUGAGAGUUACGCGGCCAAAAUGCCCACGUGGUGUGUCAGGUUCCUACUCGUGUCAGAAUCGCCUUUUGGAAACCCCUUCCAGAAGAACUGCUACGAAGCCGAACUGCGGGCAACGCUGGGGGACAAGUUGAAAAACAUCGCAAUUCACAACGUCGAAAUCGAAGAAAUCUUAAACGGCAGCGGAAUCGCGCCUUCUGAAAGAUCCUUUUUGUCAUCAAGAUAUAAACUGACCCAUAUUUCAGAUGUGCUCAGAGUUGUGUUGCCGUAUAAAUAUGGUGGAAUGCACAGCGACACGGACGCUAUUUUAAGGAGAAAUUUACCUCAGUUGGAGAGUUAUUUGCCUUUUAUAGCGCGUAUGCCUAAAAGCGACGAAUUCCGGUUAUACAGUAGUUCGUUCAUGGCUUUUCCUAAAGGUCAUCCACUUUUGCAAAUGGUGGUUUCUAAAAUGUUCGAUGGCUAUUAUUCGUUUAUCUAUGGGUCACUUCUGAAAAUAUUCUACAGGGAGAUUUCGAAGUAUUGCAUCAACCAGUGUGGAGUUGACCCGAAAACUGUGAAGGCGUCAACAGAAGAGUUUAAGUGUUGCGAUGUUAAUAUAUUAGCCGAUCGUGGUAUGUGUUUCGAGCAUGGUGAGAAGGUGAGAAAUAACUGCAGUUUCUACCAUUACACUUCCACUUUCUGCUCAUUCAAACACGCCAAGAGAACCAUAGAACUGACUGCAGACAACUACACCUUAGCCGAAAUUGCACGUGACAGUUGUCCAAUUACAGUAGAGAGGAAAAGAUAUUUCUACAAUCAGUGCACAUAUGAAUAAAAUCCUACUUUGGCAAAAAAUCAGAUUAUAUUAACUUGUUUCUAUCUACAUGCAGUAGCGGAUUUAGGUG